Molecule: messenger RNA, 690 nt
Organism: Dentiscutata erythropus
Lineage: Eukaryota; Fungi; Glomeromycota; Glomeromycetes; Diversisporales; Gigasporaceae
Source: the annotation of a GenBank genome assembly
AUGAAAACUACUCCUCAACCCAUUACAAACACAAAUGAAGCAUCACAUAGUUCUAUAAACCUUGAUGGCGAUGAUAUUAAUCACAAUAUACAUGAAACUACUGAAAGACACCUUGACUUCCACUCAAAAGCCACAGUACAAGGCAUCAAAAAUGCCAUAGAUAAUUGGCUUUAUCCUAAUGAUAAAAUCUAUGAACAGGCAAUUCAAAAAGAGCUUGAAGCUCUUUGUCCUAAUAAAAUGGGCUGGUAUAAGAAAGAUUUCAAAUGGGAAACAUUGUUCAUUAAGAUUGAAAAUUUAAUAACUUUAUUUGAAUCUUUUAGAUGUGCUAUAUUUGAUCACGUUUUUAAAAAGAAAAUCUCACCUACUGUUAAUUCUGAAAGUUCAAAAUCUGAGAUAACUUCUUGGAAAGUGAGUGAAGAAGUUCAAUGGUGUUUUGAAAAUUUGGAUAGUAUAAUUGAAGAAGACGACAAAACAUAUCUUCAGAUGGUAGCCAAGAAAGUAUUUGGUCGAAAACCUACAAAAAAUCAAUAUGUGGUAACACGAGCUAUAUUGCACAAUUUAUUUAAUCCUGAAAUUGACAAGAUUAAAUUUGAUGAAAGAUAUCUUACACGAAAACUGAGUUCCUUCUUGCAUAAUCAUGGCGAAGAUGAUCAAGAAAAUAAUGAGUCAAGUUCAUCUGGUGAUGAAUGA